This is a messenger RNA of Lagopus muta (rock ptarmigan), 746 nucleotides long. RefSeq lists its product as uncharacterized. Bases 22 to 720 code for a protein of 232 amino acids. Lineage: Eukaryota; Metazoa; Chordata; Aves; Galliformes; Phasianidae. The transcript is spliced from 2 exons. The record is from RefSeq and is a predicted model, not a curated record.
AGCUGGGCAGUAAGAAACCGGAUGAGGUUUAACAAAAGCAAGUGUAGAGUCUUGCAUCUGGGGAGGAAUAAUUGCAUGCACCAGUACAGGUUGGGGGAUGAGCUGCUGGAGGGGAGCUCUGCGGAAAGGGACCUGGGUGUCCUGGUGGACGACAGGUUGGCCAUGAGCCAGCAGUGUGCCCUUGUGGCCAAGAGGGCCAAUGGCAUCCUGGGGUGCAUUAAAAAGAGCGUGGCCAGCAGGUCGAGGGAGGUGAUCCUCCCCCUCUACUCUGCCCUGGUAAGACCUCAUCUGGAGUACUGCGUCCAGUUCUGGGCUCCCCAGUACAAAAAAGACAGGGAUCUCUUGGAAAGAGUCCAGCGGAGGGCCACGAAGAUGGUGAAGGGCCUGGAGCAUCUCCCCUAUGAGGAAAGGCUGAGUGAACUGGGUCUGUUCAGCCUUGAGAAAAGGAGACUGAGAGGGGACCUGAUCCAGGUCUAUAAAUAUCUAAGGUGUGGGGGGCAGAAUGGCGAGGCCGGACUCUUUUCAGUGGUGAGUGGAGACAGGACAAGGGGAAACGGCCAGAAACUGGAGCAUAGGAAGUUCCGCACAAACAUGCGCAAGAACUUCUUUACAGUGAGGGUGACGGAGCACUGGAACAGGCUGCCCAGGGAGGUGGUGGAGUCUCCUUCUCUGGAGAUGUUCAAGACCUGCCUGGAUGCCUACCUGUGCGACCUGCUGUAGGGAACCUGCUUUGGCAGGGGGGUUGG